GUUUUGACACUAAAAGGGCGAAAAAGCGAAAAAGUGGAAUUAAAUCACGAAAAUACAAAGAAGCGACUCAUUUUUCGUCUUUUGACUCUUUUUUUCUUCCGUCUCAGCCUCGCCUUUUCAGCUCUUCGUCUUCGUCUUUCUUCGUCUUUCGUCUCGUCUUUCGUCUAUUCUUUUAUAUUCUUCUCUUCGUUACUGUCUUCUCCUUCUCUACUCUCUUCGUCCUAAUUGACUGCUAUCCUCCCCGCCGAACCCCCACAGACAGCAGCAUCAUGGGCGAGAUGUCCAAGGCCGCCAACAGCGCCGAGAUGGCAAAGCGCAAGAGACCGAGAACCCAGUCCUGCCCGCCGCCCGAACUGCCCCAGCUCGUCGCAGAGCAGCACGUCCCCGUCUCCGCCCAGGACAAGGACAGCAAGCGCCUCAUCGUCGUCCUCUCCAACGCCAGCCUCGAGACCUACCGCUCCUCGCACGGCGGCGGCGGCGGCGGCGGAGGACCCGGACGUGCCGCGAACGGCCGCGAGGAGAAGUACUCGCUGCUGAACUCCGACGAGCACAUCGGCAUCAUGCGCAAGAUGAACCGCGACAUCAGCGAGGCCCGGCCGGACAUCACCCACCAGUGCCUGCUCACCCUGCUGGACUCGCCCGUCAACAAGGCCGGGAAGCUGCAGAUAUACAUCCACACGGCCAAGGGGGUGCUCAUCGAGGUCUCCCCCACCGUCCGCAUCCCUCGCACCUUCAAGCGGUUCGCGGGUCUCAUGGUCCAGCUGCUGCACCGGCUCUCCAUCCGCUCCACCAACUCCGAAGAGAAGCUGCUCAAGGUCAUCAAGAACCCCAUCACAGACCACCUGCCGCCCAACUGCAGGAAGGUCACGCUUAGCUUCGACGCCCCCAUCGUGCGGGUGAACGACUACGUCAAGACCCUGGGGCCCAAGGAGAGCAUCUGCGUGUUUGUCGGCGCCAUGGCCAAGGGGCGAGACGACUUUGCAGACGCCUUCAAGGACGACACCAUCUCCAUCAGCAACUUCAGUCUCAGCGCCAGCGUCGCCUGCAGCAAGUUCUGUCACGCCGCUGAGGAUGCAUGGAACAUUGUCUAAGUAUGCUCUUUAUCUAUACUUACGUAUAUUCAUGCUAACAGUGUGCUAGUUAACGGUUUGUUGUUGAAUGCUAACGUAGGUCGACCAGCAUCUAUCUCUUCAACAUCCGAGGAUACUCGUAUACCACCCACCCACCGACAAAGACAAGAUACCAACACGCAAUUCUCCACUCACCAGUGUUUCCCAGGCCAGAUUGUCCACCAAACUGGCGAGGCUCGAGCCAAUGAUACCAACAUCAACGGCUGCAAAUUUCCAUUUGAUAUGAUUCAUGUACUCUAUCUGGCCUGGGAACGUCUGGCGGUGGGAGUUGUCUACCUGGACUUUCUUUCUUUCUCUUCCUUUUUUUAUUCUUCCUCUCUAUUCUUCCUCUGCACAUUCGGCUUUUUGAAUAUGAUAUGAUGAUGAUGUUGCUGGGUCUCGUUCUGUUUUUGCAACCAAAACACGAACACGGCGGUUCAACAGCCCUGGGUCAACAACAUACACAACUACUCACAACUCACAAAAAAUGGAUUGGAAAAUGGGAAACGGGCAUCACGGCGUUGGAGUGGUCUCUCUCUACUUUUUGUGUACCUAUCUAUAUCUGUCUGUCUGUCUAUAGGGCUGCCCUCCAGCACGUCCACUGAUAUACUACUCCAACUACUCCAACUACAACUACUACAACUUCAACUGCUUCGACUUCAACUUCUUCAACUUCAACCACUGUAAUCUAUCUCACCGCUGCUCGGCUAAAAGUAACGCUGUCUAUAUUAAUAUGAAAAUAACCGUCAUCCGACUGGACCAGCCUCCUCUUCCACCAGAUCCUCACCUACUCCACCACCCGCAAUCCACCCAAGUUACCGCUUCUUCCAAAUAAUAAUCAAACAACAACUCCAUCAGCGGGUUUUACUGAGUUAGCGAGCUAGUGAGUCAGUCAAUGGAGCUGCUGGCAAAAGAAACGCUCCCUCCGACUUGUCCCUCUGCCUAUCCCCAUCCUGACCCCGGCUUCGUCAGGCGUGGAUGCAGGUCGAGCAAGGCCACCGCCUCAUCUUUGCUGCACCUCAAGACCGUCCGCCAGCCAAUAGACGAUGGACAGCCUUAGCCAUCUCUUACUCUCUCUCGAUGCUUGCAUCUGAACUGAAACCCUUGGUCUAUACUCUAUGGAUAACCAGUCAAUUAGUUACUGGGGCGUCUCCGGGCUGCUUCUUACCGCUGUCUUGCUCGCCACGGACAUCGCCAGCCAGACACUGCGCAUCAACCAGCGUACUCCAAACGAGACAUAGACGGCUUAUAGAUUGUCGACUGGGCCAAAGACAUAACGUCGGGCAUUCAUCCUGUUACUAGCACGCCUGUAC
Molecule: messenger RNA, 2422 nt
Organism: Trichophyton rubrum CBS 118892
Lineage: Eukaryota; Fungi; Ascomycota; Eurotiomycetes; Onygenales; Arthrodermataceae
Exons: 3
Coding region: 270-1091 (273 amino acids)
Biological process (GO): rRNA base methylation
Cellular component (GO): small-subunit processome; nucleolus
Molecular function (GO): rRNA binding; rRNA (pseudouridine) methyltransferase activity
Source: RefSeq, a predicted model, not a curated record